AAUAACGGCUAAUAUUUUUGUCUUGAAAAUAGAAAGCGAAAUUCGGAAUGGAGAAUUAUGUAACAUAAUAAGUACAUACACGGUUCGCUGCAGCAGUGACGACCGAUAACGCACAUCAAUUUAGAGUUUAUCCGUCCACCAGUUCGGGGAGAACACUCGAGUGUACAAAAAUUAUUUCAAAUACAUUCUCAAAAUAAACUAUAUUUCUCUUCAAGAGUAAAAAUUUUCGCUCGUCUACAAAACUAUGAUAACGUAUAACCGAGUACGCGUCACCCGCGCUAUGUAAUGCAGUCGUUAGAAUGGAAUUCACGUUCUACCGUAAUAUACAUUCGGCUACAUCUCGCUCACGUUUCUUCAGGACUCUUAUAGGUAUGUAUUUCGUUUUGACGAUACCAAAAAUAAAAAACCAAGUUCCGUUCUCGGCAAUGACAGGAGAUAUAUACCUAUGAAGAAAUGACAGCCAGAACCUUCCAUAUUAUACAUCUGUUAAAAUUUGUCAGUUGGCUAGUUAUGAUCGGUCGGUGUGACGUUGAUUAUACCUGUAUAUACUAAACAUGUUGUGGAUCGCGGAACGUUAUAGUGCAAGAAAAUACCGGAGGAAAAAUAUACGAAUGUAAAAAAGGAAGCAAGAAAUCGCUGCAUCAGUUUUUCGACAAGGUGGGGAUCGUGAUGAAAUAUACGAAUGAGGUACCAAAUGAGGUACUUUGAUAUAAUUAUUGUACGUGCAGAAACCAAUUUUUUUCUUCGUGUAACCGAUAGGUAUACUUGUGAACCCUUUUGAUGAAACUCCAAGUGGCACCGCACUGUAAUUGCUAUAAAAGUGAUAAUCAUAAGUGGAAUCAUAAAGCGUCGUCGAAAGUGGUGUCAAUAGAUUAUUGAUAAAAAUACGACGCUGCUGGACCCUCUACUUUCAGUAUACGCUAUGUGGAAUUUUUCAACGUUCCUAUGCGCUAUCAUCGUCAUUGUUGUAUUUUGUAAAGUCGAUGCAACGCCGCGGAGAUUAUCAAGACAAAAACAGCCAAUCGGGAGGUCGACCUCGUUCGAAGAAAUUGUCCGUAAAACAGGGUACUUCGUGGAAGAACACUUUGUUACCACGUCGGAUGGUUAUAUUUUGAGUAUUCAUAGAAUAUUCGGCGGGCCAAAAUCACAACCGAAGCUAGGAAAACCACCGGUACUUUUGAUCCAUGGAAUGGUCGCUUCCUCGGACGUUUGGGUUAUGCGUGGCCCGGGAAAGGACCUGGUCUACCUUCUAUCCGACGAAGGAUUUGAUGUCUGGUUAUUAAAUGUCAGGGGUAAUACGUACAGCAGACAACACAUCCGAAUAUCUCCAAAAUCCCCCGAGUUCUGGAGGUUCAGUUGGCACGAGAAUGGAGUCUAUGACUUACCGGCUGCGGUCGACUACGUCCUCGCAAGAACGAGGCAAAUCAAAGUUACCCUAAUUGGUCAUUCGAUGGGGACUACCGCGAUUUACGUUUUCCUUUCCGUUCGUCCAGAAUACAACGAAAAAGUUGAUCUCGUUGUUUCGUUGGCACCGAUCGCUAUUUUUACCCAUCAAUAUCGAGGACCCGCAUUGACUAUCGGACUCAAAGUUGGCAAGGCAGCCCUGAGUUCCUUCAGACGUAAUGGUGUUUUAGAGCUUUUAUCUCACGGUGGCAUUGGCCCGCAACUGGUUUCAGCUUUCUGCAGUCGACCGGGGGCAAAGACUAUUUGUCGAGAGACCAUUUUCCUGAUAAGCGGAAGUGUCGAUCGCGAACAGUUCGAUGACGCUCUUAUACCAUCUCUGCUGGAACAUUAUCCAGCCGGAACUUCUCUGGAUACCGUAGAGCACUAUAGACAAAAUUUAGUCAAUCAAAGUUUUCGUGAAUUUGAUUUCGGAAGAGCGACCAACUACCUUCGUUACGGGAAUUUCACACCACCGGAAUAUCCAUUGAAGAAGAUUACAGCGCCUGUUAUAUUGUACUACGGUCUAAACGAUCCGUUAUCGCAUCCUUUGGACGUACAGGCUUUGGCUAGGGUGCUUCCUAAUCUUGUGGCGUCAAAAUUGGUGCCUUGGCCGAAUUUUAAUCAUUUUGAUUUCGUCAUUUCAAAGGACUCGAAAAUUCUUUUGUACGACGAUGUUAUCUCUGUUGUAAAAAAGUACAAGGAAGCUCAGAGGAGGAUUAGGACGCAUCGAUAGAAAUUUUGUCAAAGCCACGAAUAGUAAAAGCAAAACCAAAAAAAUAAAUAAAUAAAUAAAUAAAACAAUAUCACUCAUA
Molecule: messenger RNA, 2255 nt
Organism: Athalia rosae (coleseed sawfly)
Lineage: Eukaryota; Metazoa; Arthropoda; Insecta; Hymenoptera; Athaliidae
Product: lipase 3-like
Exons: 8
Coding region: 923-2176 (417 amino acids)
Biological process (GO): lipid metabolic process
Molecular function (GO): hydrolase activity, acting on ester bonds
Source: RefSeq, a predicted model, not a curated record